AUGGCGGCUUCCGAUCUUCAAAAACCUAAGUCUGAAGCACCAGGAAUCGGCUCUGCGUUGCUUGCGGGUAGCGUCACACUCGAAAUCGGCCCUUAUCAUCUGAAGUACAGCGUCCACAAGGCUUUGCUGGUAUAUCAUUCUGAGUACUUCCACAAUGCGCUUAGGGACUCCUGGAAAGAAGGAAAGGAGAACCUGAUCGUACUCGAAGAUGUGGAGCCAGAACCAGGUAAUUCUUCGCUCUUAGCAGGUUUGAACCUUAACAUCUUCCUGCACUGGCUUUACACAGGGAGUCUUCCAAGCCUGGUAGAUUAUGCGGAGUGGGCGCGGAUUGGCGGAAUAGGCAGUGUUGAGACGCAGAUCAAGGCGUACGCCUUCGCUGAUCGAUUUCUGGCACAUGAGUUCCGACGCACCAUCAACAACAAUGUAGCGGAACAAAUGAGGCUCAAAGACAACUUUCUAGUCUCUGACAUCUUGGCCAUGGCACGAAUAGCAUUUUCGAGUAUCCCUUCUGACCGGCCUCUCUUGCAACUUAUUGUGGACGAGCACUGCACGUUCUGGAAGAACUGCUGCGAGGAACCAUCACGGCUGACGGACUUUCCCCCCGCGUUUCUGGCUCGCGUAACGAGGCGUCUGUGUGAGCUACUCGAAGAUCAAAUCUGCCUGCAGUCGAGUAGUGGAGAGUGGUGCUACUUUGAGCAUGCCGACGAGGCGGAGAUGGUUGCUUGUGGGAAACUCCACAUGCAGUAUGAUGAGGAGAAAGACAUGGGAUUCUUUGGGAAGAAGAUACUGUGUGAGAAUUGUUGGAUCAACGAGCCGUCCUUACUUUCAUCUUCAGGCUCCGACUCCAGCUCAGAUUCAGAAUCGGGUUGA
Parastagonospora nodorum SN15 is the source of this 870-nucleotide messenger RNA. RefSeq lists its product as hypothetical. The record is from RefSeq and is a predicted model, not a curated record. The coding region runs from base 1 to 870 and encodes 289 amino acids. Lineage: Eukaryota; Fungi; Ascomycota; Dothideomycetes; Pleosporales; Phaeosphaeriaceae. The transcript has 3 exons. Gene Ontology annotation, molecular function: protein binding.